AUGCCGACAUGCAAAAGAGUUUUGAUAUUUGGAGCAACCGGGCUUAUUGGAAGUCGCAUUACGCGUGAAAUCGUGCGAAACAAGCACAAGUUUGAGAAGAUUGCUAUCUUCACGUCACCAGGUUCCUAUGAAUCGAAGGCGGACGAACUCAAAAGCUUGGAAAAGGAAGGGGUAGAAAUCUUCGUAGGCGAUUUAAACAACUCGGCCGACGUGGCCAAAGCCUACCAAGACAUUGAUACUGUGGUUUCGUGCCUCGGCAGAAAUGUGCUUGAACGUCAACUCGAACUGAUUAAGCUUGCCAACGACAGUCCUUCGGUCCACCGGUUUUUCCCAUCCGAAUAUGGAACCGAUAUCGAGUAUGGGCCGUCUUCUGCCCACGAAAAACCACAUCAAUUGAAGUUGCGGGUUAGAAAAGCGUUGCAGGCUUGUGACAACCUGGACUACACCUAUGUGGUCGUCGGGCCAUACGCCGAUGGAGACCCCGGCCUCUAUUUGAGCGUAAAUCCCAUUACCAAGGAAGCUGGAACGUUCGACGUUAAGAACAAAGAAGCUGUAUUGUUCGGGGAUGGGAAUCUCAAGAUCAGCUUCACCACUAUGAAAGACACUGGCAAACUCGUGGCUCUUGCUCUCCUCCACCCGGAAGCAAGCCGGAACAAGGCACUACGAGUCAACUCUUUUACGGCCACCGACUCGGAAAUUCUCAAAGAGUUUGAAAAGCAAACGGGUGGAGAGCCGUGGAAAGUGUCCUACACUAGCCUUGAUGAUUUGAAGAAGCUCGAGCAGGAAGCUUGGGAUGCUGGAAAGCCGUGGGCCGCCCUCUUCACCCUGAGGAGAAUUUGGGCCGAAGGAGGCACCCUGUACGACAAGCGAGACAAUUACCUGAUCGAGGCAGAGGACGUGAUGGAGACUCUGGCAGAUGCUGUUGCCGAAGCCAUCAGAGUUCAAACGCGUUGA
This is a messenger RNA of Fonsecaea nubica, 954 nucleotides long. RefSeq lists its product as hypothetical. The transcript has 3 exons. NCBI's taxonomy places the organism in Eukaryota, Fungi, Ascomycota, Eurotiomycetes, Chaetothyriales, Herpotrichiellaceae. The coding region runs from base 1 to 954 and encodes 317 amino acids. The record is from RefSeq and is a predicted model, not a curated record.